Molecule: messenger RNA, 1099 nt
Organism: Seminavis robusta
Lineage: Eukaryota; Bacillariophyta; Bacillariophyceae; Naviculales; Naviculaceae
Source: the annotation of a GenBank genome assembly
GACGCGACUGAUCAUCAUCUCGGGACACAAAACAGUGACGUGUUGGGUGGAAGCAACAAAAACAAUUGAGACACCACAUCAAGGUGCUGAUUCACCCGAAUCGAAUCUUUUGUUGAUGAUUGUGUCAUAGCAACCGUGGCCAAGCCCGAAGCAAAGUCAUCAUCUCGACCACUGAUCACAUUAUUUUGCUGUUGUGUUACAUUUAGUGUUGUUUCAAGAUGAUCAAGCUGAUUCUUUUCUUCUCCCUUUUGAGCUUCUGCAAUGCUUUCACGGUUCCUGUCACGAGAACUAGCAUGAAUGCUCCCAGAUCGAUAAUUCUGAGGAUGAGUGAGCCCGAAAAGCCUGCAGCCCCAGCAAUGGAAGAAGUGUCUGCUGACAGCUCUGCUGUUGAAGUGGAUCCGAUGGAAGAGGUAGAAAUGGACGCGGAGACCAAGCUUCAAAUGGAAAAACAACGUCGAGCCGAGGAACUUCGGGCGCAAGAGGUUUUCAUGAAAAAGAGCACUGGUAUCUACAAAUGCACCAACUGCGACUGGGAAUAUGACGAAGAAAAGGGAGAUAAAAUGAUGAUUGGAGGAAUGAUCGAUCCAGGAACAAAGUUCGAAGAGCUUCCAGCAAAUUGGCGUUGUCCUGUCUGCCGGGCAUCCAAGGAUUCCUUCGAUGAAGUGGUGGAAGAGAUUCCAGGAUUCGAAGUUAACCAAGGAUAUGGAUUUGGUACCAACGCGUGGACUGCAGGACAGAAAAAUCUUGCAAUCUUCGGAGGGCUUGGUGCCUUCUUCCUUCUCUUCCUUUCGGGAUAUGCCUUGAGUUAAAUCAACAAUCUGCAUGCUAGGACUCAUUGGAAUUUUCGUUCCAUGGUUGUAUACUAACAAGCAAAUGCAAGGGCCCUCCAACUGUGUGGAGAUGGCACUAGCUAGAAUAUACAAUCAUGCAUUUCUAAAUUUCAAUUUCAUUUGGCUUUCCAUUUUCGUCCUACCGCUACCGGUAGCUUCGUAUCAGUGUUGCCUAAUAUUUCCUUCUAAACAUCUUCGAUCGACAUUCCUCUUCCAUACGCUAGCUGGGAGGACUCCCGUCAAUCAUCUGAUAUCUGAUCAGUGGUACC